GAUUGUCCUGGUUCUUCUUCCAAGAAUGCACAUAGUAAUCGGGCCUCACGUGUGGACAGAGGAUAUCGGAAAAGAAGGGAGGAUUGGAACCCCAGGGGGUCCUGCAAUCCGAGAAAGAUCGUCCAGCGUCUCGACGUCAAAGACCGAUAGGCCCACUGGCAUCAGACAACAGAGCAGAAGAGGACCGACAUGCCAAACUGGUGGUCAGACAGCGACUGCGCGCGCGACACGUGUUUCGAACGCCUCACUUCGCCGCAGAACGAAGAUGUCCAGCGGGUUGGUGGUCGGAAUGCUUCUGAGAGAGAACCGCUGGGAACGUCCUGCGUGUCUGGGUCGAACCGCUGCUUAUAGGCGGAGGUUGAACGGGAUGCUUGGUACCCAGACAUGGGCAAGGCAGCGUGUGCUGGCAGCUUGCUGUCCUUCCGAGCGAGCGCUGGGGGGGUCGCCUACGUUGCAUGUUUGCCAGCAGAGUGUUCGCUAGCCCGGGUUAUCAAUACUGCUUGCGAAGGAUUGCGUUCGGCUCAACUCUCUCCUGGGAACGAUGACGUCUGGGGGUACUGCCAGGCACGUCAGAUCGCCGGUGGAGGGGAAUCAGGCCUGCCCCGCAGAGGCAGCGGUCCAGGAGAGGUCAGAACUCCGUGGGGCCCGCGAUUCGAGUUCCGGUCCUCCCUCGGGCGUGUGAACACCAUUCUCAUCAGCGUCGACUAGGGCAGUGGGGCAUGGACAAAACCAGGCCAAACAAGUUUUGUGCCCAAACGUUUCGAGCGCUAAAUACACGGCGUCUAAGAGGUUAGACGCUCAGCCCAGAGGCGGUAAGCGCUCUUGUGGUUCGCGGCAGCUUU
Molecule: messenger RNA, 842 nt
Organism: Dacryopinax primogenitus
Lineage: Eukaryota; Fungi; Basidiomycota; Dacrymycetes; Dacrymycetales; Dacrymycetaceae
Exons: 1
Coding region: 385-708 (107 amino acids)
Source: RefSeq, a predicted model, not a curated record